Molecule: messenger RNA, 5706 nt
Organism: Carassius gibelio (silver crucian carp)
Lineage: Eukaryota; Metazoa; Chordata; Actinopteri; Cypriniformes; Cyprinidae
Product: zinc transporter 9
Exons: 19
Coding region: 188-1912 (574 amino acids)
Biological process (GO): zinc ion transport; transmembrane transport; positive regulation of transcription by RNA polymerase II
Cellular component (GO): membrane; nucleus
Molecular function (GO): monoatomic cation transmembrane transporter activity
Source: RefSeq, a predicted model, not a curated record
GCAGUUUCAAAACGAACGCGCUCUCGUUCCAUGACUCAUGAUCUCGCGAGCUCUCCGUCUUCACUGCUGUCGGCGUUGGUACUAUUUUGUUAUGGACUGUUUUGAGUUAGUCGCCCACCCCCAGUAAACAAUGGACCGAGCUUCAUAAAGGAUUCAGUGUGUUUCUGCUGGACUUGCCACAGAGAGGAUGUUCCCCUGCCUGGCCCACAGAUCAUGGCAAGUCCUCUGCCGGGUCUCCCUGCAACAACGAGCCCCUUUAUCUCACAGAGCCUCUAAAAUAUUAAAGCCAUGUUUUGUAGGUUGGCAAAGUGGAAGAGGGGUGCGCAAACUCUGGUUUAGCUUCCCCAAUUCCAGAGUCACUUCCUUAACGUGGACAAGGGUUCAGAACUGUUCCACAACAGGCACUGAUAAAGAUGGAUCUCCAGCCGGCCCUGUAGAGCCAAAGCCCACUGAGAAACAACAAGCUGCACAGCCCUCUGCAAAAACAGCUGGUCCCAAACCUCAAGGGCCGAUGAAAGCAGAGAGCAUUCAAGUGAAAGUACGGGCUGUCCUGAAAAAAAGGGAUUAUGGCCCCAAAUACACCAAGAAUAAUUUCAUCACUGCAGUCAGGGCUAUGAACGAGUUCUGCCUCAAACUCAGUGACCUUGAGCAGCUCAGGAAAAUCCGUCGUCGUAGUCCCCAUGAUGACACAGAAGCCUUCACCGUCUUCUUGCGAUCAGAUGUGGAGGCAAAAGCGCUGGAUGUAUGGGGAAGUCAAGAGGCAGUUGCUAGGCAGAGGAAUCUCAAGAAAGAUGUUGAAAGGGAAUACCAGGAAAACAUAUUUAGAAACCAGAUGCUGCUGAAGGAGUACAAAGACUUCUGGGGGAACACGAAGCCUCGGUCUAGGAAGAGAGCGACAUUUCUACAUGGACCUGGAAAAGUGGUGAUGGUGGCUAUGUGCAUAAAUGGACUGAACUUUUUCUUCAAGCUGUUGGCGUGGGUUUAUACAGGAUCUGCCAGUAUGUUUUCAGAAGCCAUCCACUCACUGGCUGAUACCUGCAAUCAAGCACUUCUUGCACUAGGCAUAAGCCAGUCUGUCCGGAACCCAGAUGCCUUCCAUCCGUACGGCUUCUCCAACAUGCGUUACAUCGCCUCUCUCAUCAGCGGAGUCGGCAUCUUCAUGAUGGGUGCUGGCUUGUCCUGGUAUCAUGGCAUUAUGGGACUCCUGCACCCUCAGCCAAUAGAACCACUGCUCUGGGCUUAUUGUAUUUUAGCAGGAUCUCUGGUAUCUGAAGGAGCUACACUAUUGGUGGCCAUUAACGAGAUCAAGAAGAAUGCAAGUAAACAAGGCGUGUCUUUUUAUGAGUACGUGAUGCAAAGUCGAGACCCCAGCACUAACGUGGUCCUGUUGGAGGACGCUGCUGCUGUACUCGGGGUGGUGCUGGCAGCUGGAUGUAUGGGACUAACGUCUCUUACAGGUAACCCCUGCUAUGACAGUCUGGGUUCUCUGGGUGUGGGCACCCUGUUAGGAACCGUGUCUGCAUUCCUCAUCUACACUAACACCGAGGCUCUGUUGGGUCGCUCCAUAAAAGCAGAGGAUGUGCAGAAGCUCACAGAGUUUCUAGAAAAUGACCCUGCUGUCAGGGCGAUUCAUGAUGUCAAAGCCACAGAUAUAGGGCUGAGCAAAGUGCACUUCAAGGCGGAGGUGGACUUUGAUGGGCGGGUGGUGACACGCUCAUACCUGGAGAAGCAAGACAUUGAACAGAUCCUCAAUGAUAUUCAGCAAGUGAAGACGCCAGAGGAGCUGGAGAACUUUAUGUUGAAGCAUGGGGAGAACAUUGUUGACACCUUAGGAGCAGAGGUGGACCGUCUAGAGAAAGAACUUAAGCAACGUAAUCCUGAGGUGCGACAUGUGGAUCUGGAGAUUUUAUAAUGUCAUGACACAUUGCCGAAUAUGGAUCAGGAUGGAGUGGAAGGAAAACUAAUCAAACGUCGAGCGACCAUCAUGAGCCAUUCUCUCCAACCAGCCAAUCAGCUGAGGUUUUAUGCUCCACCCAUCGCACAUCAGCCAAGCACUAACCUGUGCAUGGUUUCAGUAGCUGUUGAAAUAAGAACCAUAGCCAAUAAAGAGAGGACACCAACUGGACAUGGUUAUGAUUAGAGCUGCACGAUUAAUUGUUAAAAGAUCGCGAUUUCAUUUCUAAAAGACAACGAUUCCCCAAGUCUGUUAAACCUUUGAAAAAGUCUUACUGAAUAAUUAAAAUCUGUGUUUGCACUGCCGCUUACACAGAGAGAGCACUUACCAUGUUUGUUUAAGAAACACCUUCACACACUGUCUUUUCAACUACACAGUAUUAUUUCUGUCUUACGGUACAGUCAAAGAAAUACUGGGGUGGAAGUUUAUAGUUCAGAUAUAAUCAAAAUAGAACAAAUCCCCUUUUGAAGAACAAGGUAUACUUCAUACCGAGUUUGUUUUCAUUCUUCGUUCGGGGGGCAAAAAGAAGUUUGAAAAGGCUGAGCGACGGUAUACUGUUUUCGAACAUUCUGACACCCCCAUGCUGUCAAGUAUCACGUCUGCAGUAAAAAAGAACCAUAAUCAGUCCUUUAUGGGAAGUGUGAAUGUCAUUGAAUCAUCGGGUCAAACAACUUUUUCAAUUUUAAUAUUAAAAAUGGGUGUAUUAAAUAUAUUAUAUAUAUACACUACCAGUCAAAAGUUUUUGAACUGUAAAAUGUGUAAUGUUUUUUAAAGAAGUCUCUUUUGCUCAUCAAGCCUGCAUUUAUUUGAUCCAAAGUACAGCAAGAACAGUAAAAUUUUAUACAAUUUAAAAUAACUGAUUUCUAUUUUAAUGUACUUUAAAAUGGAAUUUGUUCCUGUGAUUUCGGUGCUAAAUUUUUAGCAUCAUUACUCAAUGAUCCUAAAUCAAUACAUUUAUUAUUAUUAUCAAGCGUUUUAAAUAUUUAUAAUGAUAAUAAUAAUAAUAAUAAUAAAAAUGUUUCUUGAAACAGCAAAUCAACAUAUUAUGAUGAUUUCUUAAGGAUUGUAUGACCCUGAAGACUGGAGUAAUGAUGCUGAAAAUUAAGUUUUGAAAACAGUUUUGAAUAAAUUAAAUUUUAAAAUAUAUUCCAAUAGAAAUCAGUUAUUUUAAAUUGUAAAAAUAUUUCAUAAUAUUUCGACUUUUGCUGUAUUUUGGAUCAAAUAAAUGCAGGCUUGGUGAGCAGAAGAUAAUUCUUAUUAAAAAAAAAAACUUUAGAACUGGUAGUGUAUAUUAAAAUUUUUAAUAAUUCAUUCAAAAUAAUUAAACGCUUUUAAAUAGACUGCAGCAAUAUUUUUUUUUGUUCAGAAUCGUGGGAGAAUCGUGAACUCUAUUUGAGACAAGAAAAUUAAUGACUCUCAACUUAUCCAGAAUCGUGCAGCACUAAUUAUGAUAAAUGAUUAUUUUACAAUCAUUGGCUUUUAGAUCUGUGGUAUUUCAUACCAUUGGAGCUUUGAAAUCAGGUCCAUUGAAUGCAAAAGGACCAGUCUUAUUUCAUCUUACAGUUUGCAUGCAAAGCAGCAUAAACAUUAAUAUUUUACAACAGUUCCCGCAGUAACACCAGGAUAUAACCAAAAAUAGUUAACUUGAAGAGUAAAGCAUCUAUUCUGCUAGAUGAAAGUGGUUUAAAUGGUUUAAAUUGUAUGUAAAAAAAAAGUUUCCCAUGUUACUCCACUGUUUUUUUUAAAUGCACUGAGAUGAUGGCGUUCAAACAAUGCCAUUGACAUUGAAUGCAGCAAGCUGAUUUAUUGAUUAUUCAUGAGUGAGUUACAAAAAUGAACAGCAAUUGAAAUCUCUCUCUCUCUCUCUCUCUCUAAUAUAAUAUAUAUUUAUUUAUUUUAUUUUGUUCUUUAAAGGUCCAGGUAAAUUGGUUAAAAAAAAACAUUCAGUUUAUUUUAUAAUUACCACUUAUUUAAAAUAGAUUAAAAUAGUGCUAAAAACAGAGUAAAGAAGUGUGUUCCAAACUAUAUCCACAUUUAUCAGUAAUGAGAGAACUAUAGAAUCAAAUUUAGUACAACAGGUAUCCAUGGCCCACCUCAGACCCCUCAACUGAUGAAGACUACUCAGAUCUUCACAUCCUUCUAUGGAAAGAGUACUGAUGUCAUUAUACUGCUUUUGGGACUGUUCAUCCGUUUACGCUGUAAUUUUGUGUGACUAAAUGUAAGCAAUUGUAAAUGUCCAAAAACAGCUCUGUGUUUCUAAAGUUGACAGCCUAGUUUGUGAACACUAACCCAAGUGCCCCCCUGCCUUUUGUAAAUAAUUAUUGACUGUGAAAAUGCAAUAUUAUGAUUUUGAUAUCUGAAAAGAAGCAUUCAGUCCAUUGAAGUUCCCUCUCGAGCUUUCAUGAGACAUCACUGAGAUAUUUCACUGUUAUGGGAACUCCUUCCCUUCCAACCUUUCCUGAAGUCCUAUUCCACCCUCCUUCCAACAUUGCAGAGUGUGUGUCCUUCAGCCAGGAGGAGUGGGAUGACACAAUGUCCAUCUCGGCCUCUGAGAGGGCGAAGUCUGAUCAGCUUGGGUUCCCCAGGGUUUCUGUCAAGGGCUGUCCAGAAGUUGGAUGUUUCUCUACGUUGCUUUUUGCGUAACUCCGUGUCGUCGACACCAAGCUUCGUUGCAUUUUCUUUCUAGGAAUUAAAUGCUUUCUCUGAAUCUUAAAAGUCUCUCCGCGAGUGAUCGUACAGGUGCAUAUAUAUCUGUGCCAGCACAGCUAUUCGACACUCCAGUGUAUUCAUGUUGCUAGUGACUAGGCCGGAGAUAUUGUUCUCUCUUACCUGACCUCCAAUGAAAUGAGAAACAAACACUGAUUGUGUUACCGCCACAGACCAAUGGAAACUCAAAGGUGUUUAGGAGCCAAAACGAACUCCCCCAGAAAGUUGGGGAAAUUGCCGAAACAAACUCAAAACGAACAUCGUUUUGGCCUGAUUUGUUUAAAAUGACGUUAUAUUAGCUCGUUCUUCAUUUUUGUUUGAAGUAUAUUGGGGCCUUCAAUUAUUAUCUACCCGCAGAGUCCAGACUGUUUCACUCUCUGCCCCGACUUCUGAGUCAUCGACCUCGACUUCGGUGUGCCCUGUCAGGGCUCUGAGGAUUUACAUUGCUUUCUGCAAUCUGGCCAGCUUUUCAUGUGCUACGGUGCUUGUGCGAGGACGGGCUGUGUCAAAACAGAGACUUUCCCACUGGAUUGUGGACGCUAUCACGGCUGCUUAUACGAGCCAAGGUUUGGAAUGCCCUUUUCACAUUAGGGCCCACUUAACAACAGCUAUUGCCUCCUCCCUACUUUGUGUCAAUUGGCCAGUCAUUUGGACUGGCAUAAGCCAAUAGGACUUUAGGAAAGGUUGGAAGGGAAGGAGUUCCCAUAACGGAGAAAUAUCUCUAUGAUGUCUCAUUCCCGCUCUAAGGGAACCGAGGUUACGAUAGUACACAUGCAAACAGAAUAUUUAAUGGUAGUUACUGUACAUGCUCUCUUGUGUCUAACCUUUUCAAUGUUUUUAAACAUUGUAAUUUAAUCAAAGCUUCAAGAUUUUCUCUUAGGAACAGUCAGACAGCGAUGAAGUAAAAAAAAAAAAAGUUUUGUAAAAGGCUUUAAGAUUAUAUAUAUUUUUAAAUAUGUUUAUUUGACAGAUUGUUGUUUGGGUAGAUAUUUGAGCUGUUUGGAGCUACUGAAAAAAAAUGAAUAAAUUGCAAUUAAUUUAUGAAA